AGUCAGUCAGUGAGAGAGCAGUAAUCAACAAACUAGUGUAGCGUCUCUAGUUAUCACAAGAAAGUUAAUUCUGAUGAUUUAGUUGCCACUGAAAGUUAAGUAGUUAACUGAACAUGAAUUCUCAUGACUAUGAAGAAAAUGAACCUCUGCAUUUUGUGACACCACUAAAAUACAGCAAAGCAUUGUCAGAAUUCAUACCAGGUGCCACGGAAUUGUACAUAAAAUUGGAAAAUUGCCAGCCUUCUGGUUCCUAUAAGAUUCGAGGUGUUGGAAGACUGGCAAGAAAGUUGAAGGAAAGAGGGUGUCAGCAGUUGGUGUCAGCAUCUGGUGGCAAUGCUGGUGUGGCAGCAGCCUACGCCUCUCGGAUUAUUGAUAUUCCCUGUACUGUGUAUGUACCACAGUCAACAGAACCAGCAUGCAUAAAACUCAUCAAAGACAAUGGAGCACAAGUCAAGAUUGUGGGGUCUAGCUAUAGCAUGGCAGAAGAAAUUGCCAUUAAAGAAGCUGAGAAUCCAGGAAUUGGCUUUCUAAGCCCAUAUAACCAUGCAGAAAUUUGGGCUGGUAAUUCUACUAUGAUGGAUGAACUUAAAGUCCAGCUUCCCAGUAAGCCAAGCACUAUUGUUCUUUCUGUUGGGGGUGGAGGAUUAUUGCUGGGUGUUCUGAAGGGCCUUGAGAGGCUAGGUUGGCAAGAUGUGCCUGUGGUUGCAAUGGAAACAUUUGGUGCUCACUGUUUCAACCUCUCUGUCAAAGCCAAGAAAAUAGUGGCACUUGAAAAAAUUACAAGUAUUGCCAAAUGUUUGGGUGCACGCACUGUGGCACCUCAUCUUCUAGAAAUACUUCCACACUUCAACAUCAUCUCUGAAGUUGUUACAGAUGCACAGGCUGUCAGGAGCUGUAUAAAGUUUGCAGAUGAUGAACAUAUACUAGUGGAACCUGGGUGUGGAGCUACAUUAUCAGCUGUAUACUGUGGUGUACUGGAGAAACUACAAACUGAGGGGGUUCUUCCACAUUUGACAAUGGGUCCAGUUGUUGUUAUUGUGUGUGGAGGAAAUAGUGUCUCCCUCUCUCUUUUGAAAGAGUGGGCUGAAAAUUUUAAUGUUCCAUUCCCUUGACCUUAAAUUAAACAGAUAACUCAGA
This is a messenger RNA of Cryptotermes secundus, 1137 nucleotides long. RefSeq names its product L-serine dehydratase/L-threonine deaminase. The record is from RefSeq and is a predicted model, not a curated record. Gene Ontology annotation, biological process: L-threonine catabolic process; L-serine catabolic process. Lineage: Eukaryota; Metazoa; Arthropoda; Insecta; Blattodea; Kalotermitidae. The transcript has 7 exons. The coding region runs from base 114 to 1112 and encodes 332 amino acids. Gene Ontology annotation, molecular function: threonine deaminase activity; L-serine ammonia-lyase activity; pyridoxal phosphate binding.